This is a messenger RNA of Phanerochaete carnosa HHB-10118-sp, 2053 nucleotides long. RefSeq lists its product as uncharacterized. Gene Ontology annotation, molecular function: protein binding. The transcript has 7 exons. Gene Ontology annotation, cellular component: cytoplasm; spliceosomal complex. Gene Ontology annotation, biological process: mRNA cis splicing, via spliceosome. Lineage: Eukaryota; Fungi; Basidiomycota; Agaricomycetes; Polyporales; Phanerochaetaceae. The coding region runs from base 20 to 2041 and encodes 673 amino acids. The record is from RefSeq and is a predicted model, not a curated record.
CAGCAGCACACGUAGUAACAUGGUAAGACACCGCUCGCGUUCAGCAUCGCCGCAAGCUCGAGACCGUGACCGGGACAAACAGAGAGACCGCUACAGGUCGAGGUCGGGAGAGAGAAGCAAGCGCGACAGGCGAUACGACGACAGCGAUGGCGAGCACGGGAGCCGCAGGCGGCACAGGUCGAAAAGCAGGUCGAGGAGUAGAGAUAGAGAUGGCGAGCCUUCGAGACGGCAGAGGGACAGAAGUGGCAGUCGAGACUCGGACAGGAAGAGACGAAAGCGCGACAAGUCUGAGGAGCGUAGGCUCAGAAAGCUAGAGAAGAAGCGCAUCAAAGAGGAGGACGAAGCACGCCAGGUUGCCGAGCUCAGCGUGUACAGCGCAACCGACAACCCCUUCCACGAUGUUAAUCUCGGGCAGCAAUUCCGUUGGCACAAGAAGAACGAAAAAGAACGCAAACAAGGUCUAUCCGCUGCCGAAGCCGCACGCCGUGACGCCAUACGCCGACAAGAAGCGAAAGACGAACUGGAAAGACUCAAUAGACGGCGUGCGGAGCGGGAGGCUGAGCAGAGGAUCAGGGAAGAGGAGGAGAUUAGGAUGCAGCGGCUGGCCGAGUCUGCCCAAAUGUCAGAGUGGCUGUCAAAGGAGGGCGACUUUGAGCUCGAACAGGAGCGAGUCCGGGCAACUGUUAGAAUCAAGGAAAAGCGUGCAAAAGCGAUUGACUUUCUUUCUCUCAACCUGCGCUAUGUCAACCCUCCCACCGACAGCGAGGAUGAUGACGUCAAUGACGAAGAGCUCGAAAUCGACCUGGAUGAACCAUAUAAUAUCCUGGAGAACCUUACGCCUACCCAAGUAGAGGAACUUCACGACGAUAUUGAGCGUUACUUAAGUUUGGAGAAGUCAGAAGUCAACAUCGAGUUCUGGACGAACAUGAUGGUCGUGAUCAAAGAUCAGCUAGACCGCAUCAAGCAAAACGAGCGGCUUGGAGUAGAGGUUGCAGCUGCCGUAGAAACUGAUAUUACCGCUCUCCUUCAGGGCAAGUCCUACGAUCACCUUGUCGCACUGCAAAAGUCUAUUCAGACAAAACUCACGAGCGGCGAGCCAAUUGACUUCGAGUACUGGGAGAGUCUACUCAAGAAGCUGCUUGUCUGGAAGGCGAAGGCGAAGCUGAAGAAUCUGCACGAGGUUGUUGUACGCAACAGACUCGAGCAGCUGCGCAAGCGUCAGCGGGACGAGGCCCUGCAGGCGCAGGAGGAGCUCCUCGCAGGUGUCGCACGCUCUGCUGCUCGUGGCGAGCGGCCAAACGCUGUCACCGAGAACGCGGAGCAAGUUAACGAACCUGCCGAGGAUCAGGAGCCGUACGACAGGUCGAUGAGCCCACACCUCAUUGAUAUCACCAAACUUCCAUACGAGGAACGCCAAAUCGACAUUGUUACUGAGCUUGAGGACUUGCGUAUAUUGCUUGCCCAACGCCGCUCUGUCGCCUCUUCGAGAUUCGUCCCACGCACAGCCCAACCAAUCGUCGAGACGCAAGAGACAGGCGAGACUGCAAGCAACGCCGACCUCGCGUCCGAAGCAUUGUAUCGCGCCGAAGCAGAGCGCGAGCUCGACGAAGAAGAAGAGCUCUUCAAUGUUGAGGAGAGCCUGCCGAACCCUACGAGCUACAACUGGGAGGACAAGUACCGACCCCGCAAGCCACGGUACUUCAACCGCGUGCACACCGGAUACGAGUGGAAUAAGUACAACCAGACGCACUACGACACAGACAACCCGCCGCCGAAGGUCGUGCAGGGAUACAAAUUCAACAUCUUCUAUCCGGACCUCAUCGAUAAGUCUAAGGCGCCGACUUACAGGAUUAUCAAGGAACCCGGCAACGAUGAGACGGUCAUCCUGCAGUUCAGUGCUGGCCCGCCAUACGAGGACAUCGCUUUUAGGAUUGUCAAUCGCGAGUGGGAGUUCUCGCACAAACGUGGUUUCCGAAGCAGCUUUGACCGUGGAUGCCUCUCGCUUUGGUUUAACUUUAGGCGCAACUUCUACCGCAAAUAAAUGUUGUAUUCU